AAACUUUAUUCAUGAAUGAUAACACAAGGGGAACUAUGAAACCCGCUCCGAUUAAAGAAGGGAGAUAGUUGAGGAAGAUGAAGAAUCAAACACAAAAAUAAAAUAAAAAAACUUCCUUUCUCCAUCUUCUCUCCCGCCGUUUCUAACAUUUUCCUCUGUUUUUUUUCUCGGAAGGAGAGGUUUUUGUGAAUAGGUAGCUGCACCCACCUUAAAGAAGAUUACAUAUCUAUAUCUUUAAAUCUUCGAGCUUUCUUGAUGAAUAUAUAUACCUUCUUCUUCUUCUGGGUUUAGAGAAUCAUCACUUAUCUUCUCUGUUUUGACUUUGCAGAAACUUUCUCGCAAUUUGUUAGUCGUUAAAGGUUCCUCCUUUUAUUAGAUUCAAAGUUAGUUUGUCUUUAUCUUAGGCUUUUGUGUCUAGCCAUGGAUUCUGAACAGAGUUUUCCAUCAAGAGACGUUGUGAAGUGCUGUUAUGAUUAUUCCCUUGGGGCAGACCCUUGGACUAGAACGGUGAAGAGAAAGCUCAAAGAAGAAGGGAACACGUUGUUGUUGUUGUCGUCACGAGGCUCUUCUGAUUUAUCUUCAAACGCAAGGUUACUAGUUGAGAACGACUGUGCUGCUCUACUCGAGGAUCUUUCUACCCAAAGGAGCACAGUGAAAGAUCUUCACCUGGAGCUCGAAGAGGAGAGAAACGCUGCUGCUUCAGCAGCUAACGAGACAAUGUCGAUGAUACUUAGGCUGCAGAGUGAAAAGGCUGAGAUACAGAUGGAAGCUCGGCAGUUCAAAGCGUUUGCUGAGGAGAAGAUGACGCAUGACCAAGAAAAGCUCAAGGUUCUUGAAGAGUUGUUGUAUGAGAAAGAGCAAGCUAUCGAGGCAUUGGCUUACGAGGUUGAAGCUUACAAGGAUGGGUUGCUGAGCUGUGGGAUAACAGAAGCAGAGAUGCAUGAUCAGAUUCUUGGUUUUGGUAGAGACUCUAGCACUGUUGGUGGUAUUGAUGUUUACCCCUGCGAAUACACUGUGAAAUGUAGUGUGGAUGAUGAGAAUCCGAGUGGACCGGAUGGUGAUAAUGUUGAGGUUGUGGAGAAGGUGAUGGUUGGUCAGUCUCCAAACUCUCCUUUAGGAGCUGGAAAAGAGAUAAAUGGAACAUGUUUUGCAGACUCUCCUAUGUCUUUUUGUAGUAGUGAUAGAGUUUAUGCUAUUGACUCAAUUCAUGACGAUGAGCCUAGUAAGAUGAGCAAGGGAACCAGGUACCAAGAACCAGUGGUCGUGGCUCAGCAAGGAGUGAACGAGCCGGAUAUUGAGAAGCUUUACACAAGGGUUCAAGCACUUGAGGCUGAUAGGGAGUCAUUGAGACAGACCAUUGUAUCUAUGCGAACAGACAAAGCUCAGCUGGUGUUGCUGAAAGAGAUCGCACAUAGUUUAUCCAAGGGAACUGUCACAACAAAGAGGCGAAACCUAGUUAGCAAAAUGCCAUCUUUCAAAGCAUUAUGUGUAGUAACGGUCUUCAAGUGGAUUGUGUCUUUCGUUUCUUGGAGAAGGAAAGCCAAGCAAAACAAGUAUGUGUAUGAUCUUUCAGCAAAUAAUAUGGGGAUGCUUAUGAUGCUAGGCGAGGGAUCUCGAGCUAGGAGAUGGAGUUGUUUAACAAGUUCACAUGUCUAGUAGAUAUCUCUAUUCUUUUCUCUUGGCAUAGUUGGUGCAAAUUCAAUGUACAUUUCUCUUUUAUUGCAAAGACAUCCGAUCAGUGACAUGUAUUUUCUGGUUCAAUGUAUCAGUUCAAAGUAAAUUGUUUUCUUUUAUUUAUGGA
Messenger RNA from Raphanus sativus (radish), 1801 nucleotides. Its product is annotated as myosin-binding protein 7-like. The transcript is spliced from 3 exons. Bases 421 to 1656 code for a protein of 411 amino acids. Lineage: Eukaryota; Viridiplantae; Streptophyta; Magnoliopsida; Brassicales; Brassicaceae. The record is from RefSeq and is a predicted model, not a curated record.